AUGCAGACUCCUCCCAACCGUAUAGGUAAGCUUCUAUUUUGCUCCAACAGCGGUGGAGAGUGGAUAUCCUCUAGCUGUUCGAGUUUGACAAUGAAGACGCUUUGUUCUGCUGUCGCUCUUCUUUUCCUUCAUCAGGGUUUCUUCUCUUCGGCUAUUGCUAUGCAGAUGGGCAACACGUCUAGCUGGAUGUACUUCGGUGCUGGACUCGAGGAAGUAACUGUCACAGACGGGCAAAUGCGUUUAGCUGCUGUGUGUAACGACAGUCAUGGUGCACAAAAUGGUGAGUGUUGCUCGAUAUCUGACUACAUUCCGAUUAAUUCAACGAAGAGUUAUAAAUUUAGCAUCUACAUCAAAUCGACGGCAACCGACAUGGUAAACUCAUUUGGUUUCUACGUCUACAAUGAGAAGAAAGAAAACAUAUCGACAAUUAAUCAAUAUUUUAAACAUAGUGGUAACGAUUCAAAUGUGUGGACCAAAUGGACGGGCUACAUACUUUCUCUCCACAUGUCUGACUCAAACAAUGACAGCCAACCGGAUUCUCAGUUUGACGAGACAAAUGGAGUAGAUUGGAAGUGGCCACGUGAUGCUAAAUAUGUUGCCUUGCGAUUUGGAUCGUGCAGUAGUGACAGUCAAACCUCAAAGACUGUCAUCAUACGUAGGAACAUCAUUCCUAUGGAAAAUAGUCCUGAGCCAACCCAUUUUAUACAUCCGGCUACCGAAAGUGUACAUGUUGACCCUGGGACAGAAAACGAAGAUGUUGAGUAUACCAGCAGCGAUACCCAAUCUUAUCUUACUGACAGUCUUUAUGACAUACUUUCUGCUACAGUUGAAAGUAACAUUGUACCCAUAACUGGUCCUCCUACAGCAGCUCCUACUGCAGCUUCUCCUGCAGCUUCUCCUGCAGCUUUUACUGCAGCUCCACCUUCAGCUUCUACUGCAGCUUUUACUGCAGCUUUUACUGCAGCUUCUGCUGCAGCUCCUACUGCAGCUUCUACUGCUCCUAUUGCAGCUCCUACUGCUGCUUCUACUGCAGCUUUUACUGCAGCUUCUGCUGCAGCUCCUACUGCAGCUUCUACUGCCGCUCCUACUGCAGCUUUUACUGCAGCUCCACCUGCAGCUUCUACUGCAGCUUUUACUGCAGCUUUUACUGCAGCUUCUGCUGCAGCUCCUACUGCAGCUUCUACUGCUCCUAUUGCAGCUCCUACUGCUGCUUCUACUGCAGCUUUUACUGCAGCUUCUGCUGCAGCUCCUACUGCAGCUUCUACUGCCGCUCCUACUGCAGCUUCUACUGCAGCUUCUAUUGCAGCUCCUACUGCUGCUUCUACUGCAGCUCCUACGGCAGCUUCUACUACAGUUUCUAUUGCAGCUUCUACUGCAGCUUCUACUGCAGCUUUUACUGCAGCUCCUACUGCAGCUUCUAUUGCAGUUUCUAUUGCAGCUUCUACUGCAGUUCCCAUUGCAACUUCUACUGCAGCUCCUACUGCGGCUUCUACUGCAGCUCCUAUGGCAACUUCUACUGCAGCUCCUACUGUAGCUUCUACUGCAGCUCUUACUGCAGCUUCUACUGCAGCUUCUACUGCAGCUUCUACUGCGGCUCCUACUGCAGCUGCUAAUGCGGCUCCUACUGCAGCUUCUACUGCAGCUUCUAUAGCAGCUCCUACUGCUGCUUCUACUGCAGCUCCUACGGCAGCUUCUACUACAGUUUCUACUGCAGUUUCUAUUGCAGCUUCUACUGCAGCUUCUACUGCAGCGUCUACUGCAGCUCCUAUUGCAACUUCUACUGCAUCUCUUACUGCAGCUUCUACUGCAGCUCCUACUGCAGCUUUUACUGCAGCUCCUGUUGCAACUUCUACUGCGGCUCCUACUGCGGCUCCUACUGCGGCUCCUACUGCGGCUCCUACUGCGGCUCCUACUGCGGCUCCUACUGCGGCUCCUACUGCGGCUCCUACUGUAGCUCUUACUGCAGCUCUUACUGCAGCUUCUACUGCAGCUCCUACUGCAGUUUCUACUGCAGAUUCUACUGCACCUCUUUCUGUAGCUACUACUGCAGCACAUACUACAGCACCUACUGCAGCUCCUACUGCAGCUCUUACUGCAGCUCCUAGUGCAGCACUUUUUGCAGCUCCUACUGCGUCUUCUACUGCGCCUUCUACUGCACUUCCUAUUACAUCUUCGUCAGCUGUAAACAAAAUGUGGUACUGGAAUCUCAGCUUUCACGAAUUCGAAACUCCACUGACGUUUAACAUAUUGGACUUUCGUGAAUGGGAAUCGAAACCAAACUACACUGGAAUAGCUAAUGUAACCGCACAAAAUACUCCCAUAGCCAAGAUGGUUGCGGGAAAAAAGAAACAAUGUUAUUAUCCGUGGGGCAUUACACGUCGUUUUGAGAUUAAUUUAAACAAAUCAUAUAAGUUCAGUGUUUGGAUCUCGAGCACACAAACUGAUCUUCACAACUUUCUUGGUUUCCAAGCGUAUGACAAAAACGGAAAUCUUCUGACCUUCCCGUUACUUGAAAGUGACUAUCUGCAGUAUUAUUCCAAAGUCGCAACCAAACCGUAUUUCAAAUGAAGCAAAAACGAUGUAGAAGAGUGGACAAGAUGGAAUGGAUUUGUACUCCCACACAAACCUGAUAACAGUAGUAAAGAACGAAACUGGAAGUGGCCACAAAAUGCCAAAUAUGCGCAGUUGAGGUUUGGCACUUGCUAUGGCGACGGAAACGACCAAGGAAUCACUUAUUUUGCUCUUCCUCAAGUGCUGCAGACUGAUCUCUAGCCAUGAAAUAAUAGACUUAUGCCAUGUAAUUUGUGUUUUUUAAACAAACUAUACCAGAAAGAAAUAGUUGUUAUAGCGUUGCCAUGGCAAGACUUUUGUACUAAUUUAAGUUAAAAGACUUUCACUUUGAUUCCUAGUCGCUUAGAGUGCACGGAACGUGGUAAAGUUUUCAAACCAAAACAAAUAUAGAAUUGUGUAAUCAUACAACUUUGCUGUCAAAGUAAUUUGUAAUUUGUUAGAUUAGUUGAAGUUAGUUAGCUGAACUUGUAGAUAUAUAGGAAGUAUUCAAAACUUUG
Messenger RNA from Corticium candelabrum, 3068 nucleotides. Its product is annotated as mucin-5AC-like. NCBI's taxonomy places the organism in Eukaryota, Metazoa, Porifera, Homoscleromorpha, Homosclerophorida, Plakinidae. The transcript has 6 exons. Bases 1 to 2568 code for a protein of 855 amino acids. The record is from RefSeq and is a predicted model, not a curated record.